Brugia malayi is the source of this 570-nucleotide messenger RNA. RefSeq lists its product as uncharacterized. The transcript has 2 exons. The record is from RefSeq and is a predicted model, not a curated record. Bases 1 to 570 code for a protein of 189 amino acids. Lineage: Eukaryota; Metazoa; Nematoda; Chromadorea; Rhabditida; Onchocercidae.
AUGCGAUACGAUGCGAUGCGAUACGAAUCUGUCGCAUUUCUCCUAAUUUGUGUCGCAGAUCAGCUAAUUUGUGUCGAAGAUCAGCUAAUUCGUGUCGAAGAUCAGCUAAUUUGUGUCGCAGAUCAGCUAAAUUUGUGUCGAAGAUCAGCUAAUUUGUGUCGAAGAUCAGCUAAUUUGUGUCGAAGAUCAGCUAAUUUGUGUCGAAGAUCAGCUAAUUUGUGUCGAAGAUCAGCUAAUUUGUGUCGAAGAUCAGCUAAUUUGUGUCGAAGAUCAGCUAAUUUGUGUCGAAGAUCAGCUAAUUUGUGUCGAAGAUCAGCUAAUUUGUGUCGAAGAUCAGCUAAUUUGUGUCGAAGAUCAGCUAAUUUGUGUCGAAGAUCAGCUAUUUGUGUCGAAGAUCAGCUAAUUUGUGUCGAAGAUCAGCUAAUUUGUGUCGAAGAUCAGCUAAUUUGUGUCGAAGAUCAGCUAAUUUGUGUCGAAGAUCAGCUAAUUUGUGUCGAAGAUCAGCUAAUUUGUGUCGAAGAUCAGCUAAUUUGUGUCGAAGAUCAGCUAAUUUUGUCGAAGAUCAGCUAA